Messenger RNA from Penicillium alfredii, 1155 nucleotides. RefSeq names its product TFIIH/NER complex subunit TFB3. Gene Ontology annotation, molecular function: cyclin-dependent protein serine/threonine kinase activator activity. NCBI's taxonomy places the organism in Eukaryota, Fungi, Ascomycota, Eurotiomycetes, Eurotiales, Aspergillaceae. Gene Ontology annotation, biological process: positive regulation of cyclin-dependent protein serine/threonine kinase activity; nucleotide-excision repair; regulation of transcription by RNA polymerase II. Bases 1 to 1155 code for a protein of 384 amino acids. The record is from RefSeq and is a predicted model, not a curated record. Gene Ontology annotation, cellular component: transcription factor TFIIH holo complex. The transcript has 3 exons.
AUGUCGUCGAAGAAUGGCAUCGCCCGCCGCGAUGAGGACGAGGUCUGCCCCGUCUGCAAAUCGUCGCGGUAUCUCAACCCGAACAUGCAAUUCCUCAUCAACCCAGAAUGCUACCACAAGAUGUGUGAGUCGUGCGUGGACCGCAUAUUCUCCUCUGGUCCGUCAAACUGCCCAGUUGCUGGCUGUCGAAAGACACUGCGCAAAAACCGGUUCCGGAAGCAGACAUUCGAGGAUAUUGGGGUAGAGAGGGAAGUGGAUAUUCGACGACGAGUGAUGCAAGUGCUCAACCGGCGCGAAGAGGAAUUCGACUCGAAACGCGCCUACGACGACUUCCUCGAGCAGCGCGAGGAGAUCAUCGCGAACCUAGUCGGGCGGAUCGAUGUGGCAAAAACAGAGGCCCAGCUCCAGCAAUACGCCACCGACAACAUGCAGUCGAUCCGAACAAACCAAGCGCUGGAAGCCCAAGAGGCCUCGUCCUUCCAGGCACGCAUGACCCAAGAACAAGAAGAAGCGCGACUGCGCCGACAAGCGGCCCGCGAGGAAUACGAGAACGAGCGGCGCGAGAUGCAAGCAGGACGCGAGGACUUUCUGUCCCGACUGGCAGCCGGCACAGCGGCAGACGCCACGUCGAUCGCGCGCGAGGGCCACAAAGUCCUGCUCAAGAAGUCGUCCGCCCGACGCAGCGAGGAAGACCGCAUCCGCCAGAAACAGGCCGCGCUGCGCGGCACAGAAACCACCAAGCGCACGGGCGGGCCCCUCACAACCGCCGAUAUCGCCGGCGCUGCGCCCUCAGCGGACACGGGCCUGGUCAAGGGCCUGCGCAAGAUCAAGACCCCCGAACCCGAAAAGCCCUACGAUCCAUUUAUGGGCCUCGUCCCCGAAAAGCGCGAUUACUACUCCUUGCAGUCGUUCUACCCGUCUUCCUACCUCGAGCCUAUCCGCAAGGAUACCCGUAUGUUAGCCGGUGGCUACGAUCUGCGUGAGUACUACUCGCGCACGUUGUUUGAGGCCUUUGCCGGGCUGGGCUGUUUUGUCGGGGAAGAAGUUGCCCAGCGCGAUGCUACCUCUGCUGCGGGGAUUUCGAAGCCCGCUGCCACUGAGGGUGCUGCUAUGGCAGCGGUAGGAAAUGCAGCCGUCAAUGAGAACACGGCCUGA